Jatropha curcas is the source of this 1820-nucleotide messenger RNA. RefSeq names its product S15/NS1, RNA-binding protein. Gene Ontology annotation, cellular component: ribosome. Gene Ontology annotation, biological process: translation. The record is from RefSeq and is a predicted model, not a curated record. NCBI's taxonomy places the organism in Eukaryota, Viridiplantae, Streptophyta, Magnoliopsida, Malpighiales, Euphorbiaceae. Gene Ontology annotation, molecular function: structural constituent of ribosome.
CAGCAUCAUGAUAACCUAUUUUCCCCAAAACUUUGUUCCGAAAACCGGUUCAAUCCCAAAAACCUGGUCCAUACCCACAACCAACAAAUCCCUCCUAAACCCUGGCCACCAUCUGUGUCCCUGUUCUUCUUCACUUUCAAACCCUAGUUCAGUUUCUCUUCUUUUUCACCACAAACUUCAUUGUUCACUUUCGUCACCUUCCAUGGCGCUUUCAAUUGCCAGACCCAAACAUAGAUCUUUCACCAACCCUACGCUUAUCCAUCUCUUCUCUACUUCUUCUUCCUCUACAAAUCCACCAAGCAAUCAAUUGAACCCUCAAAACGACACCGAUUCUCAGUCUCUGCCCUCCCAAUCACCAUUCGCUUCUCAGUUUAGCGAUCUCAAAGCCAGCCUCAAACAACAGCGACAAAGCCCACAAUACCAGAACCAAGAAAACAAACCGAAUCGGCCUCCUUUAAGGAAAGCCUUCAAUGCGAGCCACUCUACCUCAGGCUCUUUUGAAGAAAUUAAAAAGAAUCUGGCCGAGUUCCGUUCAAAAUCCUCUGUUCCACCUCCUACCGAAUCCAACAAUGCUGGACCAGUCUCUUACUCUGGCCAGCCACGACAGCAAAUCAGGAUUUCUGACCUCUAUAAGCAACAGAACUUAUCACAGGACACGCAUGGAAGCAGUGCAAGCACCGAAUCUACCCAAUUCUCUGGGAGACUCGCAUUUGAAAAGAUUAAGGAGAGUUUGGCACAGACAAAGCUCUAUGCUUCCGGAAAAAACGCUAGCACGGGUAAAGACGCAACGUCGUUUCCUGGUUUUAGGAGCAACUGGAAUGUUAAACCCACAAAUGAAACUGUACCGAUGACGUCUAGUGUGACAUGGGGGACUCAGGAUUCGGCGUCGCUGUUAUCUAGAAAGGAGGAUGGGAAUGUGAAUGAAAGAUUGAGAACUACUGAAUUCGUGAAAAUGUAUAGUUAUGUGGAGUUGGGAGAUAAGUUGAGGAAUUUGCGGCCGGAAGUGAAGGAUGGAGAAAAAGGGUCGUUUUCAUUGGCGGAGCUGAAUGAGAGGCUUAGGAAGCUAAGACAAAUUGAGGAGAAGGAGGCCGAGUCAACGAUGGGUGGUGUACUUCUUAGGGAUAUACGGGCGAGCUUGUUGGUGCUUGGCAAAACUCAUGAGGAGAAGUCCAGGAAGAGUUCAAGCCAACCACUAAAUAUAUGUACUUCGUUAAGUUCAACACCAAGUUAUAUGACGCUUCCACCAAAGGAGCCAUUAGUUGAAAAGUAUUUCCAUCCAGAUAACAUGUCUUCUGCUGAGAAAAUGAAAAUUGAACUUGCGAAGGUUAGAGAAGAAUUUAAAAUGUCAGAGUCAGAUUGUGGAUCUGCGCGUGUGCAAGUGGCUCAACUAACGACUAAGAUCAAGCAUCUAUCUUCAGUUCUGCACAAAAAGGAUAAGCACUCACGAAAAGGUCUUCAAGAAAUGGUGCAAAGAAGAAAGAAGCUGUUGAAGUAUCUGCGAAGGACCGACUGGGAUUCUUACUGCUUUGUUCUCUCUAAACUCAGUCUCCGCGACAAUCCAGAUUUCAAGCACUAGACUAGAAAUUGUUGACUUGCUAGGCUAGGCUAGGCAGUGAUACAAACCUCAUUGUUGUUUCUGUUUCUGAAUCAAGUUAGUUAAUUUAUCAAAAUUUUGUAUAAUUUCUUCAGGAGGGAGAGAUGGUCUGUUCAUUUUCCCCUCUUUUUCAGAGCAAGUUCAUUCAAAGAUUUGAUUUUUGAAUAUUUUUAGGUUUAUACGAUUGCAAAAAGAUAGGAAAUUUUAAAGUGUUCCAUUGAAAUAA